Molecule: messenger RNA, 2544 nt
Organism: Pyrenophora tritici-repentis Pt-1C-BFP
Lineage: Eukaryota; Fungi; Ascomycota; Dothideomycetes; Pleosporales; Pleosporaceae
Source: RefSeq, a predicted model, not a curated record
AUGCCAUCACGCGACCGUUUAGACUGGCUGUACGCUUUCCAAACCAGGACAGAUUGGUUCUUGACUAUUGGGGGCGGCCUACAGCAGGUUACUACUAAUCUUCGCAACCCCCACGCCCAAUUCCCUUCUACUGUUCUGCUAAUCGGUACCAAGGAGAGGGAAGCUGCACACCAAGCGCUUUUUCCGGGUCGGCCUCAUUCAAAAUCCCGUGGUCUAGCACAAGUGCAUGCAGACGACUCAACGUCAGACGCUAAACAUCCACUGUUAAUUGCUAGCCUGGACACCGACAAUGCUUGCGGCAAACAGAAGCCACCGCAAAAGCAUACAGGACACGCGCAUCAUAAAGUUAUGUGGCUAUCCGAGAAAACACCAGUGAUCGGAACCGAAUCGCUGGUUGAAACUAUAGUCGGCCGGUUGCUGCUGCUGUUCGCCGACGUCGUCUGUCUUUUUCUAGACGACUUCUCUACUCGUGAAGAGGGAAUUCAGUUCCUACAAAGAUGUACAAGACAUAGUAGUCUUUCGCCGAGCUGGAAGCCUCAGGUUAUCUUUGUCACUAGGAACACAUACAAGCCUAAGAAUGACCCUAAUCUACCAACGUUUGGUGGCAUUCAGCACGUGAUAUUACCGGCAAAUAGCCGCAAAAUCCCACUUUCUCGUAGAUAUCUCUCCUUGAAGAAGACUAUGCUCUCAGAUAUUGAGAUGGUAAGGAAUAGUAGAGAGGCCUCUCAGAGGCUCUAUUCGGCAUACCACCUCAAUGUCUUCUUCGAGUUGGCAUUACGACACGUUGCGACAUGCACCACCCCACCGUUCAAUUUCAUCCUCGCUACGCGCCAAUGCAAUCGAAUAGAAGAUGAUCUCUGGAAUCAUCUACAGAGCUUUUUGGAGUUGUGCACUGUCAAUUACGUCCCUAAGGAAGCUGCCUUGGAGUAUAUGGCAUCUGCACUCAUGUUAGACAGCUUUCCACCGGGAAUGCAUCGAGGCCUUAUCGUGCUCAUGUUUCUUUUGCGCCAGAAUAUUGACGAGUGCAUUGGUACCUUUAAGCAGCUGGCAGAACGGGUAUUUCUUCCUCGCCAACCGUUUGGAAACUCUCUUCUUGCGAAGAUCUGUGGCUUCCUAUCUUCUUUGCUAACCGAUAGCUUAUACGGAGCUGCCGAAAUGGAAGCGUGCGUGAAAGAGGCAUUUGGAGCGGAUACUGCUCUAUUCGGCAGUACGGUCCCUGACGUGGGUAUAUCGGGACCAAAAGUAGCAGUUACUACAAUGGCCGUGUCCAAUUCGAGACUCUGCAUCCUCUCUAAUUACAAUGGAGCUGGAGAUCGGCACGGUAAAAGCUUGUAUCCUAUCUUCAGGUACAAGACUAAUAGACGACUGCAGGUUACAAACACUAUCGAGCUUCUGACGCGGAAGAUGAGAUUCUUGUCUGCGACGCGUAGGUCCUGUCCCUUUCUUCAAGCUCUCAAAUUAAUCUUGUUCAGUGCUAGGGCAACAUCUGCCGCUCCCUCCUACUUCCCAGCAAAGUUUAUCCGGGGUUUAGGACUUGUUCAGGAUGGAGGUGCAGGAAAGCACAAUAAUCCAAUCGACCCCGCAGAGUGGGAAUCGAAAGCUAUUUGGGACGGCGACCCAGACCUAGCUGUUUCAAUAGGCACAGGAUUUGCUCAAGAUCCUGAUUCACCGCAGACUGUGUCCGGAAGACUGCGUUUGCGUGAUCGCUUCUUCCCGCGCUUGCUUCGACUUUUCAACGCCAUGUUAAACGCCCAGAGCGGUUGGGAGGAUCACCUAAACCGAGUACAUAAAGACGAACGACACAAAUACUUCCGCAUCAACAUAGCUAUGGACCGGGAGCCUCCGCUUGAUGAUGUUGGUAAGAUUCCGGAACUAGAAAACUUGGCCACGACUUUCCUUCAGGGUUACGACUUCUCUAGUAUUACUCAGGCGCUCUUUGCUGCUUCAUUCUUCUUUGAACUUCACCGCAAGCCGGUCGCGAGAGGGACGUCUGUUUGCUCAGGCUCCAUCCGCUGUCGAAGCCCAGACACACGGGCGCUGAUUGAGAGAAUUCUGCAAGAAUAUCCGGCAGCCUCAUUUACUACAAAAGAUGGCGCUAACUUGGGCUACAUCGGCGGCUGCAGUCUCUGUGCUAAAUGUGGUCAUUAUCGCAAGGUGGUCAACUUCAAGGUCUACCACGUUGAUCAGAGCGUGUCCAUUCAUAUGCAAUUCAACCGAUUGGGGCGGCAUAGAAUUAGCGGAUUUCCACAGUCUAUAACACAAUUCGCAAGGCUCCAGUUGCUAGACGCUGCGUUUGGCAGAGCAGAUCAUCAAAUCGCGGACUAUGCGGGUACAAGCGGUUUACAACUACUGGACUUUGCUUGUGUUCGACGUUUUCGGGCAAUGCUAUCAAAGUCACCACGGGAGAAAGCGGAGCGCAAAGAGCUUGAUCGAUUAAUUCAAGAUGGCAUCACGGAAAGACAGCGAUAUGACCGAGCACGCCGUAAACGAACUGAAAUCAAUAAUGAUGCUCAAGCCGCCACUGUUCGUUACUCGUAUCCAUAG